Messenger RNA from Neolamprologus brichardi, 2957 nucleotides. Lineage: Eukaryota; Metazoa; Chordata; Actinopteri; Cichliformes; Cichlidae. The record is from RefSeq and is a predicted model, not a curated record.
UGACGCCAUCAGACCGCGCUGGGCAGCUAUCUGCGCAGUUGUGUUUUAUCGGAUUUGCGGAGUUGUCGCUGCUCUAAGUGAAAUAAAGUUCAGCACGUCUGUUUGCAGCCCCGCGGGGAACUCUGAGUUCAGCAGCGGGACCAAACCGGCACGGUCCGAGUCAGAUCAGGGACCCGAGUCGUAGUUCGUUGUUUUCUUUCUGACGCAGCUAGCAGUUAGCGUCGUUAGCUCAGGUGUGUGCUCGAUUUUCGUCUCUCAGAUGGAAUAUCCCGGAGGAGGGGGGGCGGUGCUGAGCAGCGGGAACGUCCCGGCCUUCCUGACCAAAUUGUGGACCCUGGUGGAGGACCCGGACACCGACCCGCUUAUCUGUUGGAGUCCGAGUGGUACCAGUUUCCAUGUGUUCGACCAGGGGCGGUUUUCCAAAGAAGUUCUGCCAAAGUUCUUCAAGCACAACAACAUGGCCUCUUUUAUCCGCCAACUCAACAUGUGUGAGUAACCAGCAAGGUUAGCCCCACCUCUGAAUGAUAGCUUGUUCAGAGAACCCAAUCUGACCUGUCCUGUCCAACUCCUUGGUAACGGUAUGCUGUGAUUGGAACAGGUGUCAUCAGUGCGUCAGGAUGAUGCAAAAAUCUGUGCGGAGGAAGUGAAUAAGAUCCUGAACGAUGUCCAGUUGAUGAAGGGAAAACAAGAAACCAUCGACUCCAGGAUCGUCACAAUGAAACAUGAGAACGAGGCUCUGUGGAGAGAGGUGGCCAGUCUGAGACAGAAACACACUCAGCAGCAGAAAGUUGUCAACAAGCUCAUACAGUUCCUGGUGUCUCUCAUUCAGUCCAACAGACUGCUAGGAGUCAAGAGGAAGAUUCCUCUGAUGCUCAACGACUCUGGCAACACCCACUCAAUGCCCAAAUAUAGCCGUCCCUUCUCAUUGGAGCAGGCUGCAGCCAAUCUCUUCUCAGCUGACACCUCUGUGACUUCAGGACCCAUCAUUUCUGACAUCACAGACAUGGCCACAUCUGGUUCAGAUGAAUUGGCUAGUGAUUGGACGGACCAAGGAGAGAGCCAAUCAGUCGAUAUCAAAGAGGAGCCGUCCAGUCCGGAGGUGGAGGUGUGUCCUGUUCUGGAGGAAGUGGCUGCACCAGUGGACACGCCCCUCUCCCCCACCACCUUCAUUAACUCCAUCCUAGAGGAGAAUGAGCCACCCACCCCAGUCACCUCCAUGAGCAGUGCUCCCACUGCCAGUCCCAUUGUGGUGAUGAGCCCCGUCUCCACUGGCCCCCUGACUUCUGCCUCAUCCACCCAAUCACUCACCUCUGUUACCACAGCAAACACAGCCCCCAGCACAACAACACCUCAGAAGAAAUGUCAAGCCAUCGCCUGUAUUGACAGACCCCGCCCCCUUCCCUCUGCAGGUGGACUCCCACCUGAUGUUUGGCGGUUCCUCUCAGCACAACCUGACAAGUCUGAGCUUUUGGAUCAUGUGGAUAGUAUCGACAGCGGCUUAGAGAACCUGCAGAACAUACUCAACACACAGACGUUCUCCUUCGAUACAGUUCCACUUAUUGAGUUUUUCAGUUCAUCUGGCUCGCCUGCAGACUUUGACCUCGACAGUUUGGACAACCUGCUGUCUGAUGAAGCUCCUAAGGGAAGUGAAGAAAGCGGAACAGGAAAGCAGCUGGUUCAGUAUACACCUGUCCAAACGUCUGAAUCUGACAGCGGGGCCGACCUGCCGGCGCUGCUGGAGUUGGAAACUGAGCCAUUUCUCAGCUCUGACCCCCACACCGAGGACCCAGGCACCACCUUGUUGAACCACGUCAAUCUGGACUCCCACCUCUGACCUCUUGAGUAACCAUAGCAAUGUGACACCUGAGCACUGACUCAGUAGCAGCAAUAGAUGAGAACAGUCAAUAGGUCAAAGGUUGUGUUUUUAUUACACAGAUGUUAUUGAUAUUAAUCUGUCUUCUUCUUCUACUCUUGUUCUUUUCUUCUUUGUUGAAGCUUAAAUGGAAGCCUUUGUUGCUGUUGAAUGCGUUUUGCAUGUUGAAGUCAGAUUUUAUGGUCAUUAUUUUCUUGUGUAAAAUAGAUUGAAAAGAAUCAGAAUAUUUUUAUCAACAAGUGCUGUGCGACCUGACUGACUGCCCACCCAUAUGAAAGAGCCAUGUGGAUCAGUAUUAUUUCUCAUUAGUUUGUUUCCAUCAGUUUAUAUUACUAUUAUAUUCAGUUUGUUUCCGAAACAUGAGUUCACAUCACUGCUCACUGCUGUGUCCCCAUGUUUCAGAAAUACUGCAGAGACGUGUCUGAGAUGGUAUGAGAGCCUUUUUUGACUUGUAUAUUAGAGAUGCUUUGGAUCAGGUUUGAGAUUCUUGUCUGCAGAAGCUUCAUGGAUGGAACUCUGAAGGUAACUGACAGAAACCAAAUGAUGGUCCGUGCUGCCAAUUGUGUUUGUGUUUGCAAGGCCAGUUUAAGGAAACUUUGUUUGAAUUUGUCAGGGUUGCACGUUGUUAUGUCAUCAGACACAGGGUUAACAUUCCUCACAGCUUCACUUGGUUAAAGUUUAAACAAAGGCCGAGAUCUCAACCACAUUUCAGGCUCAGUGCUGUGAUACAGGGCUCAUCUGUGAUGUCGUCAUUCUUACUGAGCAGCUUUUCUGUAUGCUAAGUCUCCUGUGGCUCACCUGAACCAGUCGUCUCUUUGAUGGCUAAGAAACACCUGAAGUCCUGAGGAUAUUUUAUUGGUCACAUGGUCAGAGCUGAACAAACAGAAAGCUCCCUUCAGUGUUAACACAUCUGUUAAUAUAGUACAAUUAUAUUUAAGGCAAGUGGUAAAUCCACCCGAGUCCUCCAGGCUAACAUGAUGGCGCUCCACGUGUAGAGAGGACAAAGACGGGGUCAAAGGGCAGAUGAAAUGUUGAUGUAUUCUGACUGUAAAAUUUUGAUUCAAUAAAAUGUUUUUAAACAGCA